CCCACCACGCUCCUCCUGUCUCCUGACGCACGCCGGGAAAGGCGGCGCGAGCUCGGGCGGAGGGGCGGCCGGGGCUGAGGCGAGCGCGAAGCGAGCUCGCGCAGUCCUCGUUCGCGUCCGGAGGGGCGGGCGCCGAGCUCCGUGAGGCGGCGCUGCCGCCGCCGCCGCCGCCGAGGACAGAGGCGAGGCGAGGCCGCCGAGCAGGGGGGAGCGGAGGCCGGAGCGACGACGGCGGCGGCGGGUCCUGAAUGGGGGCGCCCGGGGCCGGCGGCUGAUCCCGCCCCUCCCGCCUCCCCCCCGCGCCCCGCCCGCGCCUGAGGGGAGCGAUGUCGAACGCAGGGACGCGGAGGACCGGCUCGAGUAUCAAAGUCCGCCUCACGGACAGAAAGGUGUACAACCCAGCUGUGACUUUGACAGUGCUUUGUGCCAAGAACCUUGCAAAAAAAGAUUUUUUCAGGCUUCCUGACCCAUUUGCAAAGGUCGUGGUGGAUGGGUCCGGCCAGUGCCACUCCACUGACACUGUGAAGAACACAUUAGAUCCCAAGUGGAACCAGCACUAUGAUCUAUAUGUUGGGAAGUCAGAUUCUAUCACCAUCAGUGUUUGGAACCACAAGAAAAUUCACAAAAAACAGGGAGCUGGCUUCCUGGGAUGUGUCCGACUUCUUUCCAACGCCAUCAGCAGGCUAAAAGAUACCGGAUACCAGCGUUUGGAUCUAUGCAAACUAAACCCCACAGAUACUGAUGCAGUACGAGGCCAGAUAGUGGUUAGCUUACAGACACGGGACAGGAUAGGUACAGGGGGGACUGUUGUCGACUGCAGGGGGCUGUUGGAGAAUGAAGGAACGGUUUAUGAAGACUCAGGACCUGGAAGGCCGCUGAGCUGUUACAUGGAGGAGCCGGCCCCAUACAGUGACAGCACAGGUGCCGCUGGAGGAGGGAACUGUAGAUUUGUAGAAUCCCCUAGCCAAGACCAGGCCUUGCAGGGGCAGCGCUUGCGGACUCCUGAUGUGAGAGGCCACGUACAGACGCCCCAGAACAGGCCGCAUGGGCAUCAGUCGCCAUCACCAGACCUGCCUGAAGGCUAUGAACAAAGGACCACAGUACAGGGGCAAGUUUACUUUUUACAUACACAAACUGGCGUUAGCACAUGGCACGACCCCAGGAUACCAAGAGACCUUAACAGUGUGAAUUGUGAUGAACUUGGACCUCUACCACCAGGUUGGGAAGUUAGAAGUACAGUGUCGGGAAGAAUAUAUUUUGUAGAUCAUAACAACAGAACCACACAGUUUACAGACCCGAGACUGCAUCACAUCAUGAAUCACCAAUGCCAACUAAAAGAACCCAACCAGCCUUUGCCUGUGCCGAGUGAGGGCUCCUUAGAAGACAGUGAGGAGUUGCCUGCCCAGAGGUACGAGCGUGAUUUGGUGCAGAAGCUGAAGAUCCUUCGGCACGAACUCUCUCUCCAGCAGCCCCAAGCUGGGCACUGCCGCAUCGAAGUAUCAAGGGAGGAGAUAUUUGAGGAAUCUUACCGUCAGAUAAUGAAGAUGAGGCCAAAAGACCUGAAAAAAAGGCUGAUGGUGAAGUUCCGAGGAGAAGAGGGCUUGGAUUAUGGUGGAGUGGCAAGGGAGUGGCUGUACCUUCUGUGCCAUGAGAUGUUAAACCCCUAUUAUGGACUCUUCCAGUACUCCACGGAUAACAUUUAUAUGCUGCAAAUCAAUCCAGACUCCUCUAUCAAUCCUUUGACAUCAAAUACUCAGGUGAAGGAUCAUCUUUCUUACUUCCACUUUGUUGGUCGGAUAAUGGGUCUGGCUGUGUUUCAUGGGCACUACAUCAACGGGGGUUUCACAGUUCCUUUCUACAAGCAGCUGCUGGGCAAGCCCAUCCAAUUAUCCGAUUUGGAGUCAGUUGACCCAGAACUACACAAGAGUUUAGUUUGGAUUUUGGAAAAUGAUAUCACCCCAGUUCUGGACCAUACCUUCUGCGUGGAACACAAUGCUUUUGGCAGGAUCCUACAGCACGAGCUUAAACCAAAUGGCCGAAAUGUUUCCGUUACAGAGGAGAACAAGAAAGAAUAUGUCAGGUUGUAUGUUAACUGGCGGUUCAUGAGAGGAAUUGAGGCCCAGUUCCUGGCUCUUCAGAAAGGUUUUAACGAGCUGAUUCCUCAACACCUACUGAAGCCUUUUGAUCAGAAGGAGCUGGAGCUCAUCAUAGGAGGCCUGGACAAGAUCGACUUGAACGACUGGAAGUCCAACACCCGGCUCAAGCACUGCAUGGCAGACAGCAAUAUUGUCAAGUGGUUCUGGCAGGCGGUGGAAGCCUUUGACGAGGAGAGGAGGGCCAGGCUGCUGCAGUUCGUGACAGGCUCCACAAGGGUGCCGCUUCAGGGCUUCAAGGCGUUGCAAGGUUCUACAGGCGCGGCAGGCCCCCGGCUCUUCACCAUCCAUUUGAUCGAUGCAAAUACGGACAACCUUCCCAAAGCUCAUACGUGCUUUAACCGAAUUGACAUUCCACCUUAUGAGUCCUACGAGAAGCUUUAUGAAAAGCUGCUGACAGCUGUGGAAGAGACCUGUGGGUUUGCAGUGGAGUGAAUGGGCAACCAAAGGAAACAGACACGAGCUCAUGGACCACCAACUCAAAAGCUGUUAGAAGACGCUUGCGGUGAACCUCUCUUGUCUGACGCCUUGGGACGCUCGGCAACGGGGAGAUCUGAGGCGGCUUCCCCUCCUGUGGUGGUGCUGGGGGGGCUCUUGUGGGUGGUUCCCAACCAGACCUUUCUCCUUUUUGUUACGACAUCUCCUUCCCCCGCUCCCUGCAUCCCCCACAAAGCAAAGGGCAACCAGGCUCAGCGUUUGGUUUUGGUUACCCGAGAUAUUCUGCUAGACUCGUAACACAUAUUGUGAUAAGGUCAAUGACCUGUGGUCUUUUUUUAUAGGAGUAUCAAACUGUAGUUGAGUAUCUUGAGAUUGGUUUGCUGAGGACUUUCCACUGGUAGAUGUACCUGGAUGUUUUGUCUUAACGCGGUCCUGAGCCCUUGUAGAAGCAAUGGAAAUGGAAUGGCCCUGGGGACGCCGGCUGGCACAUUCCAGAACACCUGUUAAAGAACGGUUAGGCAGAAACCACUCCUCCAUAGGCAGACACCAUUGAGGGUUAUUUCUUGAAGCUCUGUGUGCAAGUGUGGUGACUGGAGGGCAGAAACAACCCUGAGGAAUCCAAGCCAUCUUAAACUGGGAGGUAGGUUUUCAGUUGGGAUGGCUUGUACUGGAGAUGGGUCUGCUCUGUUGUGGACUCGCUUCCUUUCUGUCUCUAACAACUGAAAUGUAUUUGAGGGUCUGGCAUGGGGGCCUGGGCCACAUUGAUCAGCAGUCUGCAAGGUUUUCUUCUGACAACAUGUUCUCAGAUGUUUUCUUUGAUUUGGAGGAGUCCCUUUAAGAGGAAAUAGCUAAAAGCAAAGCUCACGGAACAAAGUUCCAUCACUGAGCCAUCAAGGCUGGAGAGCGGCACUAUUAAAAGGAGGCUAUAAGUGAAUCAAGGGUGUUGCCUAAUGGUUUUCACCUACGGAGGUUUUCACCUACCCAGAGCGCCUGCUUUUAGCUCCUUUUUUCAUUUUUGUGUGUCUGAAGCUAAAUUCCAAGUUGGGAUUAAGUCGUUUGCUUAACGUGGCUUCCGAAAGUGAGGAGAAUCAAAACAGUCAUUUUGCCUAAGUCAGGAAUAACUUUUUAAAUAUUUGCACAAGAAAUGGCAGUAUUUUUAACAUAGUAUUCUUGUUAAAAAGGCCCACUAAUUAUCUAAUGUGUCUUAGGCAAACUUGCAUUCAUAAGAUCUUUUUCUUUUCUUUUUAAAGUUCCAUCUUAACAUGUUGCAUUGGACAAGAGCUGCAUUGGAAUUCAGUGGUGGGUCAGAUUGUUCUUUGGUCUACAAGGAUAUUUCUAUUGUCAGUUUCUUAAACAAAAAGAUUGGAUUUGAAUAAUAGCUUUAAACUGUGAUAGGACAAACUAAAGGUAGAUCUUGUCAGACUCUUGAAAUCUUUCCUGUUUGUUCAAUGGACUGUAACUUUUGUGAUUUGGUGUUGGGGGAAUAUGAGAACUAUAUUUGAGAGAGGAAAUCUUAUCGUUUUGUGAUAUUUGCACCAUGUAGCUAAAGUGCUGGAUUUGAUUGGUAAGUUAAGACCCAGGUGGGGGAGGGCUUUGGAAAUCCAGCCACACUUAAGGGACCAGUAAACUGCGUUGUGAGUUAUUUGGGGGAGGGAGAUUGAGGGAUUUGGGAUUCAACACUUUUGUUUUGCAUCUUUGCCAUUUUUUGGAUGAUAGCCGUCUAGUGACCCUGAAUUUCUGAAUGCUUGUGGAGAUCAGGUGCUGUCCAUCAAACGCAAUUAGUUGUCAGUGGAGUUUUGAAUGUGCAAGAUACGCUAUAGAGAUGCACACCCCACCAGGAAAAAAAGCUUGUCUGGACUAUUCCAUGCAGACUUGAGGCCCAGGAGGCAAGAAAUUCCUCCCGAAGCUCAGAGCUGGCUUUGCGCAGUGCAGAGGACAGACAGGCACAAGGACAAGGAGCACCACGCCUCGCAUAUCUAGGGGCCAGUCCUUGCGUUGCUCUUGUGCUGUGGCUCCAGCUUCUGUCUGGAUGGGUCCCCUCCUGCAUCAGUCACACUGGAAAGGGAGGCAUGUGAAAGAAGAGGCAUGUGACAUGACCGGGGCCUUUUUGAAGGCACUGCCGUGCUCUAAAGCAUUGGGUCAUUUUCCAGGCUGUGUGGUGCAGAUGCUUCCUCCGUGACAGCAGUGAGGGAGAAGAGGGACCUGUCUUUCCAAAACUACCUUCACACUUCUCAUUAUUGUGUCCAGAAGGUUUUUGUGCCACUGUUGUCUCCACUAUGGGCCCAAAUGGCCCCCUCUGCUCCAGUUCUGUUGAGGCCGGGCCAGCUGUGGAAGCGAGCUCAGCCAAAGGGCCGCCGCUGCUGGUUUUCCAGGGUGUCGGGGCUGCAGCCAGCCCUCUUCUGCCCGAGUGGGAAAUGCCGCAGCAAGGGAAGAGGACGAGAAGACAGCUUUCUAGAGGCAUGCCAAGGUUGAACACCCCAAGGGUUUAUAUCUUUUCCAAGGGUGCAUUAACAGAUGAAUACCAGCUGGAGUAGCCAAAGCAAGUACAUCGACUUCAGACAGGCUGAUGUGGGAAGGAACAAGAAGCGUGACGCACUUGCACUUCCUGUUCCUCUGCAGCUGUCUCGCCUGCAGUUCAACAGGUUGCAUCGCUCCCACCCAGGAGAAGAAAAAAGUGCUUUUUUUGGCCAGGACAGAAAUGGAGAAGAAAAGGAAGGUGGUGUGUGUGUGUGCGCGCGCUUCUGUUUGCUUUGCCAGUUUAAGGGAGGCUUCAGAUGUCAUCCCAAGGUGGUUCUUGGUACCUCUUAACAAGAGCAAAGCUAGCAACUGGUCCAGUGGUACAGACCUCCUUUGUUAACGUGCCCUGAAAUGCAUCCUCCUGCAUUUACGCACUCAGGAAUAUAGGAAAUCGCCACUCUUAUUUUGUGUUGUGCAUUUGGAAGGCAGGAGCAGCUCUGCAGGGCAAACCCAGACAGCUCGUUGGAGCAGCUCUUGUUUCCAAAGAGGUAGCUUGCUUGGCGUUGGGUGUGGCCUUCCCACCCCCGUGCACACACCCAGGGUAUGGCUCAUGACAUCUCAACCCUUGAUUCAACCGAUCCCUCCCUCAACUUUUCCGAGCCAGGACCCAGAUUCUACACUGUAGAGCACAGGAGGUUUUCCAGAAAUGCAGUAUGUGUGUGUUUUUACUCGGUUAAUUUUUUUUUCUCUCAACCACUUUAUAAUGUAUUUUUAACUUAUUAUUUUGUAAUGUCUUGGUGGUUUUUUGUUUUUUUAAGUAUUGCUGCUACCCUUGUUACUCUUCUCACCAUUUUUAUUGCAGACCUUAUGUUGUGGAAAAAAGCUGUACACUAAUGUUUUUCAUUUUAUGUCUAAAUCAAAGUAUUUAAAGAAAUACUAGUUCUAUUUAACGUGGUUAUGGCGCCAGCUGGAAUAAACGGUAAUUGUACAGUAGGCUGGACCCAGAAGGUCAUGUUCAUUUUUGUUACAUACGCAAUAAACUCUCACAACUUUAA
Messenger RNA from Hemicordylus capensis (graceful crag lizard), 6103 nucleotides. It is a transcript of the gene SMURF1, whose product is annotated as SMAD specific E3 ubiquitin protein ligase 1. The record is from RefSeq and is a predicted model, not a curated record. NCBI's taxonomy places the organism in Eukaryota, Metazoa, Chordata, Lepidosauria, Squamata, Cordylidae. The transcript has 20 exons. Gene Ontology annotation, biological process: ubiquitin-dependent protein catabolic process; negative regulation of BMP signaling pathway. Gene Ontology annotation, molecular function: protein binding; ubiquitin protein ligase activity. The coding region runs from base 327 to 2588 and encodes 753 amino acids.